Molecule: messenger RNA, 1562 nt
Organism: Scleropages formosus (Asian bonytongue)
Lineage: Eukaryota; Metazoa; Chordata; Actinopteri; Osteoglossiformes; Osteoglossidae
Product: amine sulfotransferase-like
Exons: 7
Coding region: 339-1262 (307 amino acids)
Molecular function (GO): sulfotransferase activity
Source: RefSeq, a predicted model, not a curated record
CUCAAACCCCAUUCCCAUCGGAGAGCAGGCCCUCGCUAAACCCGCUGUGCCACACCUAUACUAUCAUAGAAAGUAAAAAAAGGUUAAGUGUAUAGAAGACAAAGUAAAACAUAAGGACCAACACAUGCUCAAAAUGUAGAGAGUAGGGUCCUUACGCACUCGUGCAGAAGUUAGACACGAUUGGAGACGGGCUAAGCCUAAGAGAACAGCUCCGCACGAUAGGGGCGGGAUCGCAUCGCGUCGCGUCGCGUCGUUCCGCGGGGACUCUCUUCCCCAAACCUCUUCUGAGUUCGUUACAUUCCACGCUGAACGCGAAUCGAAUACCUUAAGAGAGCAGCAUGAGCAUCUCUAAGAAAGAAGGACAUGAAAACAAAGAUGAAGGCCAAACGGUGAAGAAUAAACUGGUUCUACACCGAGGUUUUUACCUCAUCUCUGGGAUUCAUAGUCCAGAAGAGGUGGACAGCAUCCAGGACUUGGAGAUCCGCGACUCUGAUGUUUUUGUCAUCACAUAUCCCAAAUCAGGGACGAUCUGGAUGCAGCAAAUACUAAGUCUGAUUGAAGGGAGAGGAGACGUUACAGUCACCAUGCACAAGGAGGCAUCGCAGCGCAUCCCAUGGCUCGAGGACGCUGGCGGCAAGAAUCGCUUCGCUGGUGACCCCUCCCCUCGGCUUCGCGUCUCACACCUGGAUUAUAAAUUCAUGCCACGUGCGCUUAAACAGAAACGUGGAAAGGUCAUCUACUUGGCCAGAAACCCGAAGGACAUCCUAGUGUCAUACUUCCACUUCCACUACUAUGCAGCCGUGUUUGAGACACCCGAGAAUUUCAGUGACUUCUUUGAAAAAUUUCUGGAGGGAAGAGUGUUCUGCGGUCGCUGGUUCGACCACAUCAAGACCUGGUAUUCACAUAAAGAUGAGAUGAACUUCCUAUAUCUCACUUACGAGGAGAUGAUUCAGGACCUGAGGGCAGCGGUGGAGCGGAUCUCCAUGUUCAUGGGGAAGGAACUCAUUAACGCGGAGCUGGACAGUGUGGCGGAGCACAGCACCUUCGACGAGAUGAGCAAGAACCCGUACGCAAACUACCGAAACGUUUCGGAUGAACUGCUGCACCAAAACAAGGGGGCGUUCAUGAGGAAAGGCACCAUCGGUGACUGGAAAAAUCACUUCACCAGGGAACAGAACGAGAGAUUUGACCAUGUGUUCAGAGAGGAGAUGAAGGACUUCCCUCUAAAAUUUGUGUGGGACAUUAAUGACAUCAAGGUGUAACUUCUGCAGUACAUUAUGAAAUAUAAUUCAUUCUGCUAAAAAUGAUUAGUUGCUCUAUGUUUAGCAAAUCACAGUUCAUGUGAAUUUUAAAUAGUAAAGAUGUGAAAGAUUGAUUCUUGAUCUAAUACUGCAGUGUAAAAGUGAAUGUGUCUCAAAGCAUGUGAAUUGAGAAUUUCCGAAUAUUGGAUUCAGUAUCGACAAAAAUAGUUACUAGUGCUUGGGUAAUAAUGGAUCAGUGUUUAACGGCUAUAUAUAACUGUGCUGUUUGGACAUUAUUGUUUCAUUAAACAUUAUAUAUUA